AGUAGUAACAGUAGCAGUAACAGUAGUAGUAACAGUAGUGGCAGUAGCAGUAGUAAUAACAGUAGUGGCAGUAGUAGUAGUAGCAGUAGUAGUAGUAGUAGUAGUAGUAGUAGUAGUAGUAGUAACAGUAGUAGUAGCAGCAGUAAUAACAAAAGUGGCAGUAGUAGUAGUAGCAGUAGUAGUAGUAGUAGUAGUAGUAGUGGUAACAGUAGAAGUAGCAGUAGUAGUAGUAGCAGUAGUAGUAGUAGUAGUAGCAGUAGUAGUAGUAACAGUAGUAGUAGCAGCAGUAAUAACAGUAGCAGCAGCAGUAGUAGUAGUAGUAGUAGUAGUAGUAGUAGUAGUAGUAGUAGUAGUAACAGUAGUAGUAGCAGCAGUAAUAACAAAAGUGGCAGUAGUAGUAGUAGCAGUAGUAGUAGUAGUAGUAGUAGUGGUAACAGUAGAAGUAGCAGUAGUAGUAGUAGCAGUAGUAGUAGUAGUAACAGUAGUAGUAACAGCAGUAAUAACAGUAGUAGUAGUAGUAGUAGUAGUAGUAGUAGUAGUAGUAGUAGUAGUAGUAGUAGUAACAGUAGUAGUAGCAGCAGUAAUAACAGUAGCGGCAGUAGUAGUAGUAGCAGUAGUAGUAGUAGUAGUAGUAGUGGUAACAGUAGAAGUAGCAGUAGUAGUAGU
Messenger RNA from Oncorhynchus nerka (sockeye salmon), 666 nucleotides. RefSeq lists its product as uncharacterized. The record is from RefSeq and is a predicted model, not a curated record. The transcript has a single exon. Lineage: Eukaryota; Metazoa; Chordata; Actinopteri; Salmoniformes; Salmonidae. The annotation marks the transcript as partial.